AUGAAACUCGAACUGAAACCUCAAGAAAACUCUUUAGGAAAUAAAUUAUCAAAAUAUAUGAGCGUCAAACAAGCAGUUCAUCACUGGCAACUAGCAGUCCCAGUUUGCACUCAAAAAAGAAGCGUUGAACAAGCAGUUCAUCACUGGCAACUAGCAGUCCCAGCUUGCACUAGAAAAGGAACGUCGAACAAGCAGUUCAUCACUGACAACUAG
This is a messenger RNA of Funneliformis caledonium, 213 nucleotides long. NCBI's taxonomy places the organism in Eukaryota, Fungi, Glomeromycota, Glomeromycetes, Glomerales, Glomeraceae. The record is from the annotation of a GenBank genome assembly.